Messenger RNA from Nerophis lumbriciformis (worm pipefish), 837 nucleotides. The record is from RefSeq and is a predicted model, not a curated record. Lineage: Eukaryota; Metazoa; Chordata; Actinopteri; Syngnathiformes; Syngnathidae.
AUGGAUGGUUUGAAUUCAUUGGCAGGAAAGAAGGUGCUCAUUGUGUAUGCCCACCAGAGCUCUGGUUCUUUCAAUGCUGCUGCCAAAGACACUGCUGUCGAGGUUCUGACUGCCAAAGGCUGCGCGGUGAAAGUGUCCGACCUUUAUGCCAUGAAGUUUAAAGCCGCUGCUACAGCCGAGGACAUUCAGGGUGAGGUGAAGAAUGCAGACCACUUCCGUUAUGCCGAUGAGACCAAAGCCGCAUGGGAGAGUAAAAAAUUGGCUGUUGACAUAACUGAGGAGCAAUGCAAGCUUUCAGAGGCUGACCUAAUCAUUUUCCAGUUCCCCAUGUAUUGGUUCAGCAUGCCUGCCAUCCUCAAGGGCUGGAUUGACAGAGUACUCACGCUUGGCUAUGCCUACUCUGAUGAAAAGCGCUACGGUCAGGGCAUCUUCAAGGACAAGAAAGCUGUAUUGUCCUUUACUACUGGAUCUGCAGAGUCAAUGUUCAGUGCUAAUGGCAUCAACGGAGACAUGAACGUCACACUAUGGCCUAUUCAGAAUGGCAUCCUGCACUACUGCGGCUUCCAAGUUCUGGCACCUCAGAUCUUCUGGGCUCCAUCUGGCAUCCCCAGAGAGGCCAGUGCUGCCCUUCUCCAGGCCUGGCGCAAUCGUCUUGAGGGUCUACUUGAUGAAGCCCCCCUGACCUUCACGCCCAUGGAGUACUUUGAUGGGGAGGCGGGCUUUCGGUUGAAGCCGGAGGUCCAGCAGAAGCAGUCUAGUGAGAAGUUUGGCCUCACAGUGGGCACUCACAUGGGAAUGGCUGUGCCACCUAACAACAUGUUGAGGGCUGGAGUUUGA